Lacerta agilis (Sand lizard) is the source of this 3866-nucleotide messenger RNA. RefSeq names its product SLIT and NTRK like family member 4 (gene SLITRK4). The transcript has 2 exons. Gene Ontology annotation, cellular component: membrane; glutamatergic synapse. Gene Ontology annotation, molecular function: protein binding. The coding region runs from base 187 to 2694 and encodes 835 amino acids. Lineage: Eukaryota; Metazoa; Chordata; Lepidosauria; Squamata; Lacertidae. Gene Ontology annotation, biological process: regulation of presynapse assembly; positive regulation of synapse assembly; axonogenesis. The record is from RefSeq and is a predicted model, not a curated record.
ACACACACACACACAAGUCCCCAUCACGUAGAGAGACAACCCCAGAAACUGCAUAGCAGAGGAAGGGAGAGAAAGACAGAGGAACCAGAAGCCGCGUUUGGGUAGCUUGAGCCGGCUAAGCAAGAUUAUCUGUCUUUGUUCAGGAGCAGUAGGCUUGAUUGCUGAUCCUAAAACAAAACAAAAAAGAUGCUUCUGUGGUUCUUUCUGGUGUUGUCCAGCCCAGCUUCUUCUACGGAUCCAGAGACUGACUCAUCUGUGGAAAUUUGCAAUGUUUGCUCCUGUGUGUCGGUGGAGAAUGUACUUUAUGUCAACUGCGAAAAGGUUGCAGUCUACAGACCAAACCAACUGAAACCACCUUGGUCUAAUUUCUAUCACCUCAAUUUUCAGAACAACCUCCUCCUCCUCCUGUAUCCAAAUACAUUUCUUAACUUUACUCAUGCUGUGUCCCUGCAGCUGGGUAACAAUAAAUUACAGAACAUUGAGGGAGGAGCUUUCUUAGGUCUCAGUGCGUUAAAACAGUUGCACUUGAACAACAACGAAUUAAAGAUCCUCCGAGCUGACACCUUCCUUGGCAUCGAGAACUUGGAGUAUCUCCAAGCUGACUACAAUUUAAUCAAAUAUAUUGAAAGAGGAGCCUUCAAUAAGCUUCACAAGCUGAAAGUCCUCAUCCUUAAUGACAAUCUGAUUGCCUUUCUUCCUGAUAAUAUUUUCCGUUUUGCUUCUCUAACCCACCUAGAUAUACGUGGGAAUAGAAUACAGAAGCUGCCGUACAUUGGAGUUCUGGAGCAUAUUGGUCGCAUCGUCGAGCUGCAGCUGGAGGACAACCCAUGGAAUUGUACUUGUGAUCUGUUGCCUUUGAAGGCAUGGCUGGAGAACAUGCCCUAUAACAUCUACAUCGGGGAAGCCAUCUGCGAAACUCCCAGCGAUUUGUAUGGGAGGCUUUUGAAAGAAACCAACAAGCAAGAGCUGUGCUCCAUGGGAACAGGGAGUGAUUUUGACGUGCGCAUCCUGCCUCCAUCACAGCUAGAACCUGGUUACAGCACACCUAAUGGCCAUGCAACACAAACAUCCAUGCACAGAUUGGUAACCAAGCCUCCCAAGACAACAAACCCUUCCAAAAUCUCAGGGAUAGUCGCUGGGAAAUCACUCUCCAACCGCAAUCUCAGUCAAAUAGUAAAUUUUCAGACCAGAGUGCCACCUCUGACACCUUGCCCACACCCCUGCACUUGCAAAACACACCCUUCAGAUUUGGGAUUAAGUGUCAACUGUCAAGAAAGAAAUAUUCAGUCACUGGCUGAGCUUAUCCCCAAGCCGCUGAAUGCUAAGAAACUCCAUGUCAAUGGCAAUUACAUUAAGGAUGUGGAUACUUCUGAUUUUGCAGAGUUUGAAGGGUUGGAUUUACUCCACCUGGGCAGCAAUAGGAUCAUGACCAUUAAAGGGGAGGUUUUCCGCAACCUUACAAACUUACGAAGAUUGUAUCUAAAUGGCAAUCAGAUUGAGAGGCUGAGUCCCGAAAUGUUUGCUGGCCUCCACAAUCUCCAGUACCUAUAUUUGGAAUACAAUGUCAUCAAGGAAAUUUUAGCAGGCACUUUUGACCUCAUGCCAAACCUGCAGCUUCUCUACCUGAACAACAACCUGCUACGGAGUCUGCCAGCCUACAUUUUUUCUGGGGCUCCCCUUGCUCGGUUGAACUUGAGAAACAACCAUUUCAUGUACCUGCCUGUAAGUGGUGUGCUCGAUCAUCUGAAAUCCCUGACACAGAUUGAUCUGGAAGGGAAUCCGUGGGACUGCACUUGUGAUCUGGUUGCUUUGAAGCUGUGGCUAGAGAAGCUCAAUGAUGGUAUCGUGGUGAAGGAACUGAGAUGCGAGACGCCUGUGCAGUUUGCUAACAUGGAGCUGAAGACACUAAAAAAUGAGAUCCUGUGCCCCAAACUUCUGAGGUCUGCUGUUUUCACUAGUCCUGCACCCUCUGUCACAUUUACAACACCAUUGGGCCCCAUUCGUAGUCCUCCAGGUGGUCCUGUUCCAUUGUCUAUCCUCAUCUUAAGUAUAUUGGUAGUACUCAUUUUGACUGUCUUUGUAGCUUUCUGUCUUCUCGUCUUUGUCCUCCGUCGCAACAAGAAACCGUCAGUGAAGCACGAAGGUCUGGGGAAUCCAGAAUGCAGCUCCAUGCAACUUCAGCUUCGGAAGCAUGACCACAUGUCAAACAAGAAGGACGCUCUGGGGGCAGAGGCCUUCAUCCCCCAAACCAUUGAGCAGAUGAGCAAAAGCCAUGCCUGUGGCUUAACGGAAACAGAAACAGGCUUCAUGUUUGCCGAGCCAUCAGGGCAGAAGGUCAUCCUGCGAAACAACAGCGAGAAGGAUAAAGAUUUAUUGCACAUGGAUAGCAGGAAAAGACUUAGCACAAUUGACGAACUCGAUGAGUUAUUCCCAGGACGGGAUUCCAAUGUCUUUAUUCAGAAUUUUCUUGAAAGUAAAAAGGAAUACAACAGUAUAGGGGUCAGUGGCUUUGAAAUACGGUAUCCAGAGAAACAGCAAGACAGAAAAAACAAGAAAUCUUUAAUAGGGGGUAAUCACAGCAAAAUAGUAGUGGAGCAAAGAAAGAGCGAAUAUUUUGAGCUGAAAGCGAAACUUCAGAGCUCACCAGACUACUUGCAAGUCCUUGAAGAACAAACAGCACUGAAUAAAAUGUAGGUCAUGCAAACUUAUAUCCUGCAGAGGACCUGUAUUUAAUGAUGCAAGUGCCUUUUGUUGACUUUUAAUUUCCAUAUAGAUAUUCAACCAGUAGGCAUAGAGGCAGGUGAUCUUAUGGGUGUGUGAUAAAACUUGCUCCAAACAGAUAUUAUUUCAUGAAACUCUUGCGCUGUGGAAUCCUGUAGGGGUUUACUGCAAAACUCUAUUGCCAAAGUGUUGCUUUAUACACGUAUUACACUGAAUUUAACCUCAAGAGGCAUAUAUGUUUUGUACCCUAGUUGCAAAACUCUUCAUCACUUUGUGAUUUGUUAAAGCAAAUGCAAAAGUGAACAGGAACGAAACUGGUACCGCUGUUAGUGUACCUCAGCUGAGUCAUCCAUCUGCACAUGGAUUUAAAAAGUUGGUGGAGGAACUGGAAAUAACCAUUCCCUAUGGUGUGUGAUGUUGUAAGCAGCACUGUUUUAGAGAAUACCUGAAAAAAAAGUUUUUACAAAACAAAAAAACUUUUAAAAAGCAUGCAAAAGAAAGAACAGUUGAUAGUAUGUGUAAAAUUGGUUACCUUUAUGGCCUGCAUCUUGAAACCGCUGGAUUUAUAAUGUUAAAUUGUGCAGAGAUCUUUGUUUAAAAUAUACCAUGCAUUGCAUCCCUACAAAUCAAUUUGACCAUCUGACGCAUACCACAAAUUGGCAUAAGAUGGAACCAACUCAACCCAAGCUGAUGAACAAAACAAAAAUGGUGGUGUACACAAUUGGAAGAAAUUACUUGAUGUGGGACUAUUCUGUGGCUUCUCAACCCCUGUUAACCCAUUCUCAGUGAUGUGAAACUCCUUUCAAACCCCUAGAGGUUAUCCAAAAUUUUCAAAAAGAUUGCUUGCUGUGUGAGCGUUUCAGAAAUUAUUUUUGUAAUAUAAUUCAUAUUUAUGAAAUACUUUGUAUACUAAAUAGGAAAAAAUUAUGUAUUCCUCAAUAUGUAUUUAAAUAUGCCUGAUUUGUUUUCCUGGUCACAAAGGUGCAUUAAUCAUUCAGUAUAAUUUAAAAAAGAACAAUAUACCAAACAGAAACUGUUGAUGAAAUGUAUAGAUUUAUUUGAAAGUCAAUGUGAUCAGGUCUAAGACGAAUAAUAAUAAUAAUAAUGAUAAUAAAAUUAUGUUCUGUACUACGCUUGUGAAAUUA